UUCAUCUCCUAAGCCUGGACCAUUCAUUUGAGACUUUGCUGCUUGGAGAGCGCUUUCACCCAGAAUUCAACUUCAUCUUUAACAAAUUACCUUUUGGAUUUGGAGUAUGCUCGUGAGGCUCAACACUUUUAAAAAAUAUUCUAUGGAAAAACAAGGAAAGCUGUUUAUAGCUGGGGCAAAGUUCAGUCAGAGAGACGCCUUUAGAGAAUCCUGAUCUCUGAUUGCUACAAUAAAGAUUCCAAAGGAUCUCCUAGCCCUGUCCAAACAAAACAAGCCUUUUGAUUUCUUGCAUUGAUCUUUAAAGAGUUUUGGAAAAUGGUUGGAUUUGGACCAGCAGACGUGCCUCCAUCUGCAGCUGUGAAGUUUGUGGGUGCAGGAACUGCAGCCUGCAUAGCCGAUCUGCUCACGUUCCCUCUGGACACGGCCAAAGUGCGGCUGCAGAUCCAAGGAGAAGCCAGAGGUCCGGCAGCGACAGGAAGAAGCCCUGCAGUGAAGUACCGCGGCGUCUUCGGCACCAUCUCCACCAUGGUGCGCACAGAGGGACCCCGGAGUCUGUACAGCGGGCUGGUGGCAGGACUCCAGAGGCAGAUGAGCUUUGCUUCUGUCCGCAUUGGUCUCUACGACUCUGUGAAGCAGUUCUACACUAAAGGCUCCGACCACGCUGGCAUCGGCAGCCGGCUGCUCGCUGGAGGAACCACUGGGGCCAUGGCCGUCGCUGUUGCUCAGCCCACGGAUGUGGUGAAAGUCCGUUUCCAGGCACAGACCAGAUCUCCCGGCCUCUCCAGACGCUACUGCAGCACCAUUGAUGCUUACAAGACCAUUGCGAAGGAAGAAGGUGUCCGAGGACUCUGGAAAGGUACAGCUCCAAACAUCACACGCAACGCCAUCGUCAACUGCACAGAGCUGGUGACGUACGACUUUAUUAAGGACAUGCUGAUCAUGUCCACUCCUCUAACAGACAACCUGCCUUGCCACUUCGUAUCGGCUUUCGGCGCAGGGCUAUGCACAACCAUAAUCGCCUCUCCUGUCGACGUCGUCAAGACGAGAUACAUGAACUCUGCCAGCGGACAGUACGGCAGCGUCCUGAACUGUGCCGCUGCCAUGAUGGCCAAAGAGGGUCCGCGGGCCUUUUAUAAGGGAUUCAUGCCUUCUUUUCUGCGCCUGGGCUCCUGGAACGUUGUGAUGUUUGUAACAUAUGAGCAGCUCAAACGAGCCAUGAUGGCAGCGACUCACACUUACACAACAUCAGCGUAGUUAGUCCUUACUGUCGCUCACAAGGAUAUGCAACUUACUUUUUCUUGCCUUCUGAUGUAUAUUUAAAUUCAAGGCAUUACGGUUUGUGUCAGUGUCUGUCUUUCGCUCUCAUGGUAGAGUUGCAGGCGUCAGAGAUCAGAUUGAGAUUUAUUUUUAUAAUGUGAUCAUUACUUGAAUGACAACGCUUCCUUGAUCAGUUGUUUCUUCUCAGCGGAGAGCUUCUCUGGAAACUGGACGUCAAAAGAAAUGAUGAGGUUUCCUCUCUGGGAAGGAUCUUCGAACAGCGGCAUUCCCUCUCCAGUCAGCACUUUUUCAUAUGUGGGGCUGAUAAGAUUAAAAAAAAAAAAAAAAAAAAAAAAAAAAAA
Salarias fasciatus (jewelled blenny) is the source of this 1619-nucleotide messenger RNA. Its product is annotated as mitochondrial uncoupling protein 2-like. Gene Ontology annotation, biological process: transmembrane transport. The coding region runs from base 316 to 1254 and encodes 312 amino acids. Lineage: Eukaryota; Metazoa; Chordata; Actinopteri; Blenniiformes; Blenniidae. The record is from RefSeq and is a predicted model, not a curated record. The transcript has 8 exons.